Molecule: messenger RNA, 2001 nt
Organism: Lachancea meyersii CBS 8951
Lineage: Eukaryota; Fungi; Ascomycota; Saccharomycetes; Saccharomycetales; Saccharomycetaceae
Source: the annotation of a GenBank genome assembly
AUGAUAAAGUCUUCCCUCCGCUCAUUUUUCGAGGUUAACACCAUCAAUGGACAGGUGAAGGCUAAAUGCAUAUACUGUAGCAAGCAGUAUUCAGAAGGACAUUGUGUCGUUAAUAUGGUCAAACACGUUCGAGCAUUGCAUCCCAGUGCAUUUAAGGCGAAAGGAAAGGUCUCGAAAACAAGAGGAUUGAAGGUGUCUGAAUCGAUCACAAAUGAGUGCAAGAGAAACCCCGGGAUCUUUGGAACAGCAAUGCUGGUCGUGGAACAGUUUCUACCAUUAAGUUUCGUGCUGUUAUCAGCAUGGGUAAAGUACAACGAACGGUGCUCCACUCAAACUACCAUCAAGUCGAGGACCACACUGGUGAAAAAGUUGAAGUCGUAUUCAAUCGACAUAAAUGAGACCUUACUAGCAAACCUAAACAUCCAGCUCGACAUAUGGACAGCGCCCAACGGUAAAUCGUUAUUGGCCACUAUGGUUUCUUUUGCUCCCAACAUCUGGGCCAGUAAGACUUUAGAACUAGCCGAUAGUCCAAAGGUUUUAUUGAACAAUUCUGGAAAGGCACAAAAUAAUCACAUCCUGGAUUUCGCAAGUCUGGGUGAUAAGAAACACACGGGAGAAAACCUUAGCAAAAUAGUCCUUUCCCUCAUGCAAAAAUAAGAGCUCACCGAGAAAACCGCACCAAUAACGAUGGAUAAUGCUUCAAAUAAGGAAUCAAUGUUUUUCAAACUAUCCUUCGGCGUUUUUAAUGCCUCCAAACCAUUUGCUCAUCGCUUAUUCGGGAAAACCCGUUACAUUAGGUGUGCCAGUCAUUUUUUGAAUCUUCAGUUCAAGGCGAUUACUAAAGUCUUGUUUAAAAACACUAUUUUUGCCGAAACAUACGUGAAAUUACAGAAGCUGGCUAAAAUUAUGAGACAGUCAUCCCGUAAUUCUUGAAGUCUGAGGUCGAAAAAAAUUUCCCUUUUUCCCUUAGAAGCGCCAAGCAGAUGGAUGUAUCUUUGGUCUCGGCUACAUACUUUUGUGGAAAAUUAUGGGAAUUAUCAGGCAUGGCGUUUACAGCUGAUUGAGAAUGAUCAGGAAGAUUUGGCUUUCAAGAUCGAGGAAUAUAUUUCUUUUGGUAAAGGAACAAUGGAGCUAUGCAAGUAUGUCCUACAAACUUUCCAGUUGUUCAAUGAUUUGAACUUGAAAAUUCAGCAAGAUGACUUCAAUCACCUUUCAAAUGGCGUUCCAAUGUACUACUUAUUGCAGCACUUCUACGACACAUGUCCAAAGGCUUCUUCAGGCUCCCACAUCACGAAGAGCCGGUCAACAUAUGAUUAUUCUUUCUUGAAUGCGUCUGCAGAUCUCGAUUGUGAAGAUGGGAAGUUCGUGUUUGGUACUCUAGACCUUGCAAGAGGAGUAUAUCAGAAAUAUAUGAGCUACGUCCAGAGCAACCCCUUAAACUACUUUGCUGUGAUGCUGGAUCCUACGACUAAAGUUGAAGGCAUCCAUAACAUGAUGACCCCACAAGAAGGGACAGCAAGAGCUCUCGAAGCUCAAGCUUUCAUAAAAGAAUGCAUGAGGGAGUACGGCCCGGUAAAUGAGUCUGAGUCUCAGAAGGUUGCGGAGAACCCAAUCUACUCACGGUCAAGAUCCAGCUUCUAUUUCCACAAGGAAGAUCUUUCAGCAGAAGAACGUCCGGGAAAUACCACUAACCACGAAACGGAACAACAAAAUGAGGAUUUCGAGGUAUACACCAAAGAGUGGUUUGGAUAUCAGCAAGAGCCAAAACUAGUUGCUGAGUCAAACGAAGAAGCCAUUAGCUGGUGGUAUGAACGCAGACAAAAAUAUCCCAGGUUAUUCAAGUUAGUCGUUUCGCUCUAUUAUACAAAGUUAAGCGCCUGAGACGUGGGAAGGUGCUUUUCUCUAGCUGAAAGGGUUAUGAGAAAGGACAGGAGACGCCUCAAGUAUACUAAUUUCGGUACCCUGAUGAUUCUACGAGACAGAUUUACGAAAUUUGAUUUU